Adineta ricciae is the source of this 1272-nucleotide messenger RNA. NCBI's taxonomy places the organism in Eukaryota, Metazoa, Rotifera, Eurotatoria, Adinetida, Adinetidae. The record is from the annotation of a GenBank genome assembly.
AUGAAUUCGCUACUUCCAGUUCUAUUAGUAGCUUUAGUUAAUCUCAAUUUCUGUAGUCAAUCCAAUCCUGGUCAUUUGAAGCCGUUUGGUUCAGUUGGAUCAUUAGUUAAUAUUGAAGAAAUUCGUGGAAAUUACGUUGAUGUUUUGAAGCUUUUUACGUAUUACUUGCCCAGAUCUGAACCAAUCGUUUCUCGUCGAGUAUUGAUCAAUGAAGAGUCAUUCUAUAUGUGGAAAACAGAUGAAAAACUUGAGAAUGAAAUUCGUGGAUUAGCAAAAGUAAAUAUUUAUGCCGACUCAUUAAGUAAUUCACAACGAAUACAAAUGAAAUUCGGAGAAUUUCUCGAUAGAUAUCAAAAUGAAGCAUUAUACUUUGCUGAUAAUGUACCUGAUAUUUUCCGAUCACAUCUAACUGUUCCACAGCCUUUACAAUGUCCAGCUGUUUUACCUGUCUUGCAAUCCGCUAUUCUAGUUAUGAAUGGAAUCAAUUCAUCACCAUUGAUGAUCAAUGAAGAAUAUGAUUCAUUGGCUUGUCUGUUUCGAGGAAAUAAACAAUUCGUUCUUGUUAACACAGACAAACAUCCUGAUACACGUCAAAUCGUCAUGACGGACAAUCAACAAGCUGGUGGAUCACAUUUCAAUCCUGACAAAGUGAAUUUCAAUCAGUUCCCUAUGCUGAAAGAUGUCGAUUAUCAUGUUACCAAUUUAACUGCUGGUGACUGUAUAUUUAUUCCUGUUCAUUGGAUCUUUCACGAACGAUCUUUCGAUAGCACGAUAGCUGUGGUAUAUAGUAUUCACCAUAAACAAGCAUUGAAUGUCGAUUUGAAUGAAGUACAAGCUUGUUCGAAUAGUAAUAAGUAUGAUCGAUCAUUUACACUUGAUCAAGUUGAUUUUUCAAGCACUGGAAACGAAGCGCCAAGUUUGAAAGAUGUCAUCAUCAAUUUGGUAAAAUCGAAUUCAAAUACCUACGACAAAUGGUUGGAGACGCUUUCUCGAUACCUCUCAUUUGAUAUGAGUUCGGAUGUUGAAACCGCUGCAAUUUUUGACGAGUUAUACGGAAUUCUUGAUCAUGAUGGAAAUGGUGAGAUCGUAAUGAGCGAGAUUGAUCUCAUCGACGGACCGCAUCAACAUCACCUAUCGGACCUUCUAUAUGAAAUGUUUGAACUAGUUGAUAGAAAACAAAAGAAUAAAUCAACAAAGAAGCCGCCGGCGCAGAAAGAAAUUGAUGAAACGGAUGAACAUUUACAUUUAGAAAAUUAUAAAACUGAUUUGUGA